Messenger RNA from Lutzomyia longipalpis, 1574 nucleotides. RefSeq names its product 28S rRNA (cytosine-C(5))-methyltransferase (gene Nsun5). Lineage: Eukaryota; Metazoa; Arthropoda; Insecta; Diptera; Psychodidae. The coding region runs from base 108 to 1430 and encodes 440 amino acids. The record is from RefSeq and is a predicted model, not a curated record. Gene Ontology annotation, molecular function: methyltransferase activity. Gene Ontology annotation, cellular component: nucleolus. Gene Ontology annotation, biological process: rRNA base methylation. The transcript has 3 exons.
GCAGCUAACUUCACACCUUUCAAGAAAGAAAACAAACGUGGUUUGUUUGGUUCUGCUUUUCGUGUUUUUUCCAAGAGAAUUUCCUCGUGAAUUUAGCGUAGGUCAUCAUGAGUUUCACUCAUUCAAUAAAAGUCCCAACACAGUACAAAGUUGCCAGCAAGAUUUUGCAGAAAUACGAAGAGGAUGGAGCUUCCAUGAGGAGCAUGAUUUAUGGAGAAAAACAUGCGCGAGUUAGACGUCUAUGUGGGCUCAUAACAAAGAUCCUCCAGCAAAAACCCAUCCUUGAUGCUGUAAUAGAAAGCAGCAAAAUCCUCGAGAAGGAAGAUCGGAUGAAUCCCUACCUCUGCACAAUUCUCGUAGCUGAACUCCUCAUUGGUGCUGGGAAGCUAAAUGGAGAAUCCAAGCCUGUUACAACGGUGCUGUCGUAUGAGAAGAAAUUACGAGAAAAGUUCAAGGAAGCUCUGGAAUCCUUUGGAGAAGUUCCAAAGCCAGAACAAAGUAAAUUACCACGCUAUGUUCGGAUAAAUACGCUAAAAGUCAAACCUAGGGAGAUUCUGGAAAUCCUAAGCAUGGAAGAGGGUUGGAGGCAACUACCAGCGGCUGAAGAUUACACGAAAUUCCUGGAAGCUGUGCAAAAUCUGCAAGACAAUGAAUUCAUUGAGGACUUUCAUGUUCCCAAUUUAUUUGCCUUUCCGUUCACAUCUCGACAGUAUUGGGCUACGCAUCGCUUCGUUGAGGACUUGAGUGUUGUCCUGCAGCACAAAUCGUCGUGCCUAGCACCCUUCCUCCUCGCACCACCUCGUAAAUCUCAUGUAUUGGACAUGUGCUCAGCUCCGGGUCUCAAAACAAUCCAAAUGGCUGCAAUGAUGAAGAAUAAGGGAGUGAUCUAUGCGGCUGAGAAUCACAAUGCACGCUUCAAAACUCUCGAGGACUUUGCCAUGAAUUCCGGAAGUACAAUAAUUCAACCCUUGAAUGUUGAUAGUUUGACAAUUCGCGAUGAAGAUGUUCCGGAUAUUGAGUAUAUUCUCCUGGAUCCUUCAUGCUCAGGCAGUGGAGUAAUCUUUCAGAUACAGACAAGAGAACGAACAGAGUACAAUGAGGAUCGCAUUGGAAAACUCUCUAGGCUUCAGCUGAAACUUCUCUGUCAUGCCAUGAAGACUUUUCCAGCAGUUAAACGAAUUGUCUACUCAACGUGCUCAAUGAAUGUUCAGGAAAAUGAAAUGGUCGUUCAGCAGGCGCUGAAGCAAUUCAAGAAUUUCAAACUCAAGUCCCCUCUGGAACAGCUAAAGGGUGAGUGGAAGAGUUUUGGGUCGUUGAAGAAAAUCGGCAAGAAGUGCAUCUAUGCUGUACCCGAAGUUGAUGCUACAAAUGGAUUUUUUAUUGCCAUCCUCGAGCGCAAGGACGAACUUCCAAUGGACACCACAACGUAGAAUUAAAAAGAAAAGGUAAAAUUUUGUCUACCACUGUCUUAAAUAUUUUUUUUAAUAAUAGUAUCUGUUGCUGCAGCAACUCAAUUCUUUACAAUACUUUUCAAUUGUUUUUAUUUUACACAAUACAUCCUUUUUGAAAGAGUC